This is a messenger RNA of Desarmillaria tabescens, 2493 nucleotides long. RefSeq lists its product as uncharacterized. Bases 66 to 2117 code for a protein of 683 amino acids. The transcript is spliced from 6 exons. The record is from RefSeq and is a predicted model, not a curated record. Gene Ontology annotation, cellular component: nucleus; cytosol. Lineage: Eukaryota; Fungi; Basidiomycota; Agaricomycetes; Agaricales; Physalacriaceae. Gene Ontology annotation, molecular function: cysteine-type deubiquitinase activity. Gene Ontology annotation, biological process: protein deubiquitination.
CGUCAUCCGUGACCCUGCAAGCAAAACUUGGCUUUCCUUCCCAUGACAUCGGUACUAAGGGCUCUAUGAAUGCCUUCACCAUCCGCGACACAUUGCUCCAGACAGUAUCAUCCAGCUUGUUCCAGCAAAUAUUCCCUUUUGUCGUGCUCUUCCUGGUGCCACUACUAGUCCUUUCAAUUACCUCCAAAUUUAAAUCGACUUCGCCACAUUACCCUUUUUUAAUGGGCCUCGAAAGUCUUGGUCUUUCAAUGCCAUGGAAUUGGUUCUCAAAUACGGGAAACGGAGGCACGAUUACUCCCAAUGGUCGCCAGGCUCACCAUCACUAUGAAAAGAGAAAGAGCAAAAAGUCGAAGGGAGAGCUAGAACUUGUAUCAGUAAAGACUGAAGAAGAAGCUGUCGAUGAUGGGUAUUACCCUGGUCUUGUGAAUAUCUCGGGAACCUAUUGCUUCAUGAAUUCUACGGUCCAGGCCUUAUCUUCAUUAUCAUAUCUCCAACCUCAGAUCGAUGCUGUUCAUUUCAAGGCCGAAGCAUUGGAUAUUCCUACCCCCGUUAUCGACAUCCUUCAAGACCUUUUUCAUCGCUUAAAUACCCAGACGUCAGCACCAUCCUCCAUACGACCAGUCGAUCUCAUAUCCGUACUGUCAUCCCCAUCGUCAGCACGUUUUAAUUCCCUCUUCAAUUCCCGCGAGCAUCAGGAUGCCCAAGAAUUAUUCCAGCUCGUGUCCGAGUGCAUCAAGAACGAGACGAUCAAUGUAGACAAGGAGGGCCUCCGAGAUCACGGCUUGAAUGCCCUCUCUCGAGAGGCUGGCAUUAACCCUGAGAUUGGGAAGAGCGUGUUCGACGGAUUGACAGCAAAUCGGCGAAGCUGCGUUAUCUGUGGAUACACAGAGGCUGUGAUGCAUUUCGCCUUCGACAAUUGGCAGCUUGCAGUGCCCCGUAUGGCGAUGAGUUGUACACUUGAAGAUUGUCUCGAAGACUACACCCGUUUAGAGGUGCUUCGUGACUGUAUAUGUCGUCGUUGUUCGAUGCUCGCAACUCAUCGCCGGUUGAAACAGGAAGUUGAAACUCUUGUUGAAGCCACAAAGCCAGAAAAUAAACCAUCUGCAUCGAAGAAAAGACGUCUGAAAGAUGUCCGGAAGAUGGAAGCACGCGUCAAAGCAGCUCUCGAUGAGGGUCGUAUUGAAGACGAGCUCAAAGAUAUCCGUAUGGAGAAGGUAUUUAGUUCGAUGUCUACAAAGCAGGCGAUGAUAGCCAGACCACCUCCUGUCCUCGCGCUACACAUUAAUCGCUCCGUCCAUUAUUCCCAUUACGCCACGAAGAACAACAUUCGAGUUAUCUUUCCCGAAGUGCUCGAUCUAACACCUUUCACCACCUCAGGAAACUUGUCCACCGUUCCCACAAGUUCUUUAUCGACACCAUCCCCUUUCCCUCCCCGAUCCGGCACCCCCACUCCUACAACGUACGCCAAUCUUCAUUCCCGAACAAUAUAUCGGCUCUCUGCAGUCGUGUGUCACUACGGCCAGCAUUCGUUCGGACACUACGUUUGUUUUCGCCGGAAGCCGCCAAAUUCGAGUGCACAAGACCGUUGGAAGCCGCCGAGGAUUAUAAUCAAAGACCGCAUACCUGUUAAACAAGAAGAAGAGUCUGGUCCGCCUGUCGAUUUUGAAUGGGAAGACGCGGACUCCCUUUCUAGUGCCGGAACCGGUAAAGGAUGGCUUCGAAUAUCCGACGAUUCUGUUAAUGAAUGCGGAAUUGAAAACGUCUUGCGAGAAGGCUCAGGAGCGUUCAUGCUGUACUACGAGAGAGCCGUUCUGUCUAUACCUACACCGCCGGAGCAUCACCCAUAUACCGCUGCCAACGGAAUCGCGAACGGGUACGCAUAUGGUGUGGGCACGACGAGUCCAGAAAGUUCUGAAGAGACGUUAAAACCCGAGAUGAUGAUGACCAUGACCAGGUUGGCCAAUGGGAACGGAAGUGUUCGAUCGUUGGUCAGCAUCAGUGGGACGGUGAAAAGCGAGGACAAUGAGAAGACGGGUAGCGUUUCUGGAAGUCCACCAGUCGCAUCUGGGGCCACGAAUAGUGCGGAGUGUUGCUGCUGGAAGGAGAAGACGGAGUAGUAGCGCUACGCCUGGCUUACAACGGACUAUGUCUUCGUCCCCUCCAUCAUCGUCAUCGUCGAAGUCCAUAUCAAUAUCGAAUGGUCUAAAUAACGGACCCGUGGAGGAUAGCGAUACUGAUCCGAUGACGAUGUCUUCCUUCAGUUCCUCAGCACCUGCUUCCUUGUUCUCACCAAAACCACCGACUUCUCUGUCCACGUCUUCGGCGACCUCCCAUCAGCUGGAACCUCACAACCACAAACCAGACUCUUCAUCGAACGGUGCAUCUCAGCCGCUUACUGCAUUACAAUCAUGACACAUUUCUUAUCCCUCUUUUCUCUUUUCGCAAGCAUGCUUUAGUACCCAGCCUGGAGGGUUUGUAUUGUUAGAUUCACCU